GGCUGAGCCUAAAGCCUCGGCUUUCCGGCUGAGACGGAUCGAAGCUGUUCGAGUCGCUGGCUACUUCAACUUGGCGUUGCAUAAAAAGUGGUUCAGUGGAGCAAACGGCUUCAGACUGAAAGCAUCGCGUGCGCGGCUAAAAGUAUCUCAAAGAUAUUUACACUUUAAGUUAAACGGCGCGGAAGUGAGGUCUACGACGUAUACGUAAUAUUUGGAUACAUAUAUAUUUAUAGGCGGUUGCACACUGUUAUAAAUUAAUCGAAGAUGUCUCGUUAUCGCUUGUUGACACAGCUGCCCAGGCUCGUGCUGCUGCUGGUCGCACUGCAGCCAAUCCAAGCUGAGCCGGCAGGCUACCACUACGAUCGCCCUGGCACGGCUCCAUCGGCGCCCAGCGGGCCCGACACGUCCAUCUAUACGGGCCAUCAUUUUGCGCCGCUGCCCACGGUGCAGCCGCUGCCGCCGGUGCCGGCGCUGCCGCCGCUGCCCACAGCGCAUGUGCCCAUUCCCAGGAGUCGGCCGCAGCCCACCGGCAGCAUUCUAAGCCGUUAUCUGCCGGCGCAGCCAGCUGCUCCGAUUGUGAGCAGCUACUCGUCACCGUCCUUUGGCUCGCCGCAGUCCUCCAUCAGCUACCAUGGUCAGGCGGGGCAUUUUGGACAGCAGUCGGCGCCGCAAUUGCUGCAGCAGCCCAUCCAUGUGCCCAGUGCUCCGGCUGCUGCACAGCCGCUGCGCAUUCCGUAUGGCAAGCAGGCGCUCUUCGCGCCGGGCGAGUCGUAUGUGGCCAAUGGACGCCAGCUGAAGCAGUACGCGGUCAUCGAGAUUAUCGACAACGACAUCAACGACAAUCCGGCGCCGUUCCUCAGCUCCGGCUUCUUCGAUCGCUAUCGGGCGCAUUUGGGUGCCACCGGCACCGGCGCCACGGGCAGCGGCCUCCAGCUGGACUCGCGCGCCAAUGCCUUGAUCCUGGAGCAGCAGGCGCUGAGCCUGCAGCCGCGUUCGCAGAACCAGAAUCAGGGUCAGACCGAUGCCAUUGCCUUGGGCUCCGGUGGCCUGGGCUAUAUUCGUCUGCCCAAUGGCAAUGUGUAUCUGGGCUCCGGCUCUCUGGGCUAUAUCAGUGGCCAGCAGCGUGUCGCCUCCGUUCUGGAUGCACGCACCCGGUCCGAGUCCACCUCGGAUGCGCUGCACUUCGGUCACGGACCGUUGGGUGGUGCGGAUAACUUUUUGAGAUUUAAAUGAGAAUUUAUAAAUUGUUUAUUGUAUAUAUUUAAAUAAAACAAAACAAUUUUAUUGUGUAGUUUUUAAGCUUCUUUAAAUAUCACUUUACACAUAAUUGCAAGCAUUUUGUAUGUUAUCCUAUGCGCACCGCUGAA
Drosophila montana is the source of this 1367-nucleotide messenger RNA. RefSeq lists its product as uncharacterized. The transcript is spliced from 3 exons. Lineage: Eukaryota; Metazoa; Arthropoda; Insecta; Diptera; Drosophilidae. The record is from RefSeq and is a predicted model, not a curated record. The coding region runs from base 265 to 1233 and encodes 322 amino acids.